UUAUUCAUCUUUUGUGGAUUGUUUAAGUUAAUAAAUUAUUUUGUGAUCUUGUGAAGUCAUGGCUCUAGGCUGUAUUGAGCAAUAAAUGAUAGAACAAGCCAUAAUUCAAAAUAUGAAUUGAAGAAUUGGGCCUAUACUUUCACACUUGAAGUAGAGUUAGUUCAUUUACAUAGCAGUGCAUUCUUAAACAGCAGAAUCAAUAUUAUCAAGUUCAUCUUCAUUCCAAUUUUCAUCAAAUAUUUUGAGCAACUUGGUUUGUUCCAUUCGGUGUUGCAUGAAUUAAUUAUAUUGGGUCCCAUCUAAGGCAGAAUGUUCAGUAAUGUUUGUUUCUUUUAUAAUCCCAGUGGUUUUUUUUUUUUUUUGGGAAGCAAUCAUGUAAUUUUGCAUUAGAAUUAGUAAAAUUGUAGGUUUUUAUGGUUGCAUCGGUCCAUUGGCUUCCCUUUUUCUUUUGCUAUUUCAUUAGAUAGUUAUAUGGUUUGUGGCCUACAGCUCUAUUUCAAACUGCUCAUUUUGCAAUAUUAACCCAACACGUCUAUCUUGGCCUUUCUUGCAAUUGAAAGUAAAAAUAUUUUGUCAUCAAAUUGCAAUCUGCUCUUAGGUGAUCUCCAUAUACAACUAAUGGCACCAAAUUCGAAGGCUGCAAAGGCAUUCAAGACAAUGGGCAGCAUGGGUUAUUCUGGGAAAGUUGUAAAACCAGUACUAAAAAAUCUUCUAAAGUUAUAUGGCAAUAACUGGGAGUUCAUUGAAGAUGAAAACUACAGAGUUCUUAUUGAUGCAAUAAUCGAAAGCGAGGACAACAAGGUGGCGAGAGUUACAAGGGAGCAACAGAAUGCCUUGUCUGAGGGUAAACCUGAUGAAAGUGAACCACCUUUGAAGAGAUCCAAAUCAAACUCCCAAACUGAUCAACGUGCAACCUCAUGUCACGGCUCAGCUCAUAAUGACAUCGUAGCUAUUGGGGAUAUGAGGAAUAAGGUGGAAAAUCAAGCUCAUGGCAAGAAAAAUAUGGCUGAAUCCUCUUCUAAACUUCUCCAACACGAGGAUAUGAAACCCAAGGUCGUACGUCCAAAGAAUCAUCAGGAUAAAGGAAAGAACCACGGUUCUCCAAUAUCUCAUAUGGGACCAGAGCAAACAAAGGAAACUCACAUGCUUUCUAAUGAUGAAAAUGAUGAAUCUGUCUCAUCUCUGAUUUCCUCAAAGAAAAGAACAAUAACAUAUGAAACAGGCGACCAUUCAAAUUCCUAUCAAGAUCCAUACAAUGCUGUGAUUGAGAGUGUGCCAUUUGACAGCCUGCCAAACUAUAUGGUUCCUUUUUCUGUAGUUCCUCCAGAUCCUCCUAGACUCCUAUUGGAAGGUGGUUCAUGUGGAAGUUUUCCUAAUGCCAAAGAAAAUUGCUCAACUUUUUCUGAUUUGAUAGAUCUGGACGCAGAGGAAAUAUCUGAUUCCAAGGGAAAGAGUUCUGACUUGGAAGGACAUCAUUUUGAGUGCAUGGACUCUGAAAAAUUUAGAUCAGAAGAAGAGGAAAAUGGUGUACUAAAUGCGUCAAAAAUAGAUAUUGCAACUUCAUCUCAGAGGGAGGUGAAAAUUUCCCUGACAUAUAAAUCUUCCUACCAAUCACAUUUUCAAGCUCCAAGUUUAGAAUCAGUGUUGAAGCAAGUCGACGAAAAGUGUGUGAAGUCAUACAAAAUUACUCUACCUGGUUUCUCUAUGCUGAAACUGAUGAAAGAUAUGUGUGAAUGCUUUUUGGCUGCAUGUACCACCUCUAAUGGUACUGAGCAGGGAAUACCCAAAACUGUAUCUAAGGACGGCAAUCCACAAGCUAUUUCUGUGGAGGGAGUUGAUCACCAACUCACUUUCUGCAUUAAUUCAAAUAUUUUAAAUGGACUUCUCAAUUAUCGGAAUCGAACUCUUAUUGAAGUCGCAUCCCAAAUUCCACAGGGCCUUGGUCCCAUUCAUAUGGACUUACUACGCUGCCACAUGAGAAAUUUUAAUGUUGAUGGGUAUAAGGAUAAAAAGAUUGACAGGAAGAUUCUAGAACUUGAUGGUUUAGCGUCUUCUUCAGCUGGCAUGAUUAUUGUUCAAAAGCAACACUCUUCUAAUUAUGUUCAAGACAUCACUAAAGGUCAAGAAGCUUACAGGAUUCCUUUGAUAAACGAAAUAAAUGAAGAGCCGCUACCUACUUUCUACUAUAUUCAGCAUAAUGUGGUUUAUCAAAAUGCAUAUGUGAAGUUUCUCCUUGCUCGAAUGUCAGAUGACAAUUGCUGUUCAAAUUGUUUUGGUAAUUGUUUGUCUUCGGAAAUACCUUGUGCUUGUGCUGGUGAAACCGGUGGCGAGUUUGCUUACAUGCCAGGUGGUCUGGUUAAGGAAAGUUAUCUUGAAAGUUGCAUUUCAAUGAAUCACGAUCUGCAACGCCACAAUCUUUUUUAUUGCAAGGAUUGUCCACUCGAAAGGACCAAGGAUAAAAGAUUUUCGGGCAAAUGUAAGGGUCAUUUAGUAAGGAAAUUUAUAAAAGAGUGCUGGUAUAAAUGUGGUUGCAGCAUGGCAUGUGGAAAUCGUGUUGUUCAACAAGGCAUAACAGCAAGAUUGCAGGUAUUUAUGACACCCGGAGGAAAAGGUUGGGGUCUUCGAACCCUUGAAGACAUGCCUAAAGGUGCCUUUAUAUGUGAAUAUGUCGGAGAAGUGGUGACCAACACAGAGUUAUUUGAAAGAAACAUGCGAAACACUGGUGAAAAGCACACAUACCCAGUGCUUCUUGAUGCAGACUGGAGUUCUGAAGGUGUCCUGAAGGAUGAAGAGGCGCUUUGUCUGGAUGCAACAUCGUAUGGAAAUGUUGCAAGGUUUAUCAACCACAGGUGUUCCGAUGCUAACUUGAUUGAGAUCCCAGUGGAAGUGGAGACUCCGGAUCACCACUAUUACCAUCUUGCCUUUUUCACUACAAGAAAGGUUAAUGCUUUGGAAGAGUUAACUUGGGACUAUGGAAUUGACUUUGAUGAUCAUAGACAUCCUGUGAAAGCUUUUAAGUGUCACUGUGGGAGCGAAUUCUGUCGAGACCGGAAAUCCAUGAAGAGAAGAAAACUUCGUUCGUGAAUCUUUGAGGACCAAGCAAUCUUGAACGUUUCGGCUAAUAAUGUAGAAGGCUUGUGAAAAGUUCCUUAUCAUUUAUUCUACUGAAGCAAUCUUGGUACU
Olea europaea var. sylvestris is the source of this 3183-nucleotide messenger RNA. Its product is annotated as probable inactive histone-lysine N-methyltransferase SUVR2. Gene Ontology annotation, molecular function: histone methyltransferase activity; protein binding; zinc ion binding. Gene Ontology annotation, cellular component: nucleus. NCBI's taxonomy places the organism in Eukaryota, Viridiplantae, Streptophyta, Magnoliopsida, Lamiales, Oleaceae. The transcript is spliced from 9 exons. The coding region runs from base 619 to 3084 and encodes 821 amino acids. The record is from RefSeq and is a predicted model, not a curated record.